Messenger RNA from Trichomycterus rosablanca, 791 nucleotides. It is a transcript of the gene cmc1, whose product is annotated as C-x(9)-C motif containing 1. Gene Ontology annotation, cellular component: mitochondrion. Bases 104 to 433 code for a protein of 109 amino acids. The record is from RefSeq and is a predicted model, not a curated record. Lineage: Eukaryota; Metazoa; Chordata; Actinopteri; Siluriformes; Trichomycteridae. The transcript is spliced from 4 exons.
AAGAAAGCGUGUUAGCAGUGUGACAUUGAGCCUGUAUGUACAGCACAGAAAUAUAAUUAUGAGUUUUUAAUAAGACUAUUAUAAUCAGAUCAUUAUUAUACACAUGGAGACUUCAAACACAGGUGAGCCUCACCUGAGGCACGUAGAGCUGGACGUUCUGAUCCCCAAAAUGAUGAGAGAGAAAGCCAAAGAGCGCUGCGCUCAACACGUCCAAGAGUUUACACAGUGCUGUAAGGACAGCGGCCUCCUGAUGGUGGUGAAGUGCCGCGAGCAGAACGACGCUCUGAAGCAGUGCCUGACCCGACAUUACACAGACCCGGUGUUCUAUGAGGAGUGUAAGCAGCAGUACAUCAGAGAGAAACAGGAGUACGAGCGCACCGGCGUCCCCACCAAACACCGAAACACCGGCAACAGAUUACCCACCAGCAUGUAACACACACACACACACACACACACACACACACACACACACACACACACACACACACACACACACACACACACACACACACACACACACUCUCUCACACACACACACACUGCUGUUUAUAUUCAUGAGUGAUUGUGCGGCGCUGAUCUAAAUUCACGGCGCGGGUUUUAAUCAGAUCAGGAUGAUUUGAUCUCCGCCGGGACGCAGGAUCACAUUUAUUAUCGGCUUCAUUAUUUUCUCCUCGCUGAGCUUUUUUCUGCAGCUUCGUCACAUUUAUGAAGUCAGAAGAUUUUGUUUGAUGUUUGUUUGAUGAAACGUAUAAAUAAUGAUUGUAACGUUAAUAAAGUUAAUAACGUCACUA